GCAGGCACGGCGUCUGUGUACCAUGGGAACACACGCUACCGGAGCUCCAUUUGGGUUGAUACUGUGUUUCAUGCGCUAAUACUGCGUGUCUGGGGGUAAUCAGGUCACGUGUGAUCUUCACAACACACACUGACCACAACGGCCCCUUCCCGAUAAAUUCCCUGUCUUCAUAUCACUCAACAUCUGUGCGUGCUGCAUGGCACCUGCGUGACCACCACCACCUCCCCCUUCUUUCUUUCAGACGGUCUCUGUGUCUCUAGAGCUCUCUAGAAUGUCCUUUCCUCUCCAGAAUGUUCUCAGGGCCCCUCACUAAGCCCUCUGCUCUGGGCUGUGUCCCAGGGCCCAGUGUUCCUGAGCAUGCCCUGCAGUGGGCGCAGAGCUGCAGGAGCCCAGAUGGUCGCAGCCCUGCCCCCUACAUCCUGGCAUCUGUCUCUCCCCAGCCCUGCAGUGGGAGCAGAGCUGCAGGAGCCCAGAUGGUUGCACUCUUGCUCCCCACAUCCUGGCAUCUGUCUCUCCCCAGCCGUGGCUCCUUCCUCGGCAGGCGGGAGCUCUCAGCCCUAUGCCAUGAUGUCCAUUCUCUCUGCUCUCCUCUGCCUCGACCCUCUCCCAGGGCUGAGUAUGGGCCCGAGGACCCGCGUGCAGGCAGGGAUCCUCCCCAAACCCACCAUCUGGGCUGAGCCAGGCUCUGUGGUCCCCCAGGGGAGCCCUGUGACCAUCUGGUGUCAGGGCACCCUGGGGGCCCAGUGGUACCAUCUGGUAAAAGAGGGAAGCUCAGAGUCCUGGGACAGACAGGACCUACUGGAGCCCGGGGACAAGGCCACGUUCUCCAUCCCACUCAUGACAAGGCAGCGCACAGGGACAUAUCGAUGUUCCUAUCACAGCCCCACUGGCUGGUCAGAGAGCAGUGACUCCCUGGAGCUGGUGGUGACAGGAUUACACAGCAAACCCAGCCUCUCAGCCCUGCCCAGCCCUGUCGUGACCUCAGGAGGGAACGUCACCCUUCAGUGUCACUCAUGGCAGUCAUUCAAUGGGUUUGUUCUGACUGAGGAUGGAGAACACAAGCCCACCAAGACCCUGGAUGCACAGUGACUCCCUGGUGGGCAGCGCCAGGCCCUGUUCCCCGUGAGCCCCAUGACCCCCAGCCGCAGGUGGAUGUUCAGAUGCUAUGGCUAUUACACGUUCAGCCCCCAGGUGUGGUCCCGUCCCAGUGACCCCCUGGAGCUCCU
This is a messenger RNA of Manis javanica (Malayan pangolin), 1226 nucleotides long. The record is from RefSeq and is a predicted model, not a curated record. NCBI's taxonomy places the organism in Eukaryota, Metazoa, Chordata, Mammalia, Pholidota, Manidae.